UACAACUUUUGCUUUAUUAUUUCGCGGCCACAUAGGGAGACUGAAUGAGAUGUGGUUUUCUGAUUGAGAUUUUAAUGAAGAUAAUCUGGAUUUCUUUAUUGCACAACUUCAGAGAGUAUUUCAUUCUUUUAGUCUCAUAAAGACCUCGCAGAAGGAUUUGGUGAUCUUUGCUUGACUUAAGCCGUUUCCUUAAACGGGAUCGGACACACGGCACGUCAAUCUCGGUUCAGUGUCACUCCCAAAGGAUUAAGUUGUUGGAAUAUGGAGCAAACCCACUAAGCACGGGAGCGGGAGUCCUCUGAGUGCGUGGCCGAGUGGGUCGCCCCGUGUCCGGCCUUGCGUGUGCUGGAGAGCCCGCAAAUAUGGGAUGUGGAUUAAGGAAAUUGGAGGACCCGGAGGACAGCAGCCCGGGAAAAAUCUACUCCACUUUAAAGAGACCACAGGUCGAGUCCAAAACAGACUCCGUGUACGAGUAUGUGCUGCUGGACUUCAGUUUGGAAGGCAGUCGGCCUACAGUACAGUAUCUGUCCUCGCUGUGCGAGCUGCCCCAUGCCCUGCAGUCCUACUACACCCAGGGCUACGUACUGGCCGCCCUGCAUCCCAUCAUCCUCUCAGUGGGCCGGACCCGCUUCCUGCCCUGCAGCCUGCUGUACCGGGCCAUUCUGGUCCGCCCACGAUCCAGUAAACAUGCAGUGCCAGUGAUUGAAAGCUUGCCAGUGUUGCGAGUGGAGGAGUGGCCACUACCCGGAGAAUCUCUGACCAGUGACACAGUGAAACUGCUCAUAGACAGGGUGAACAGCUAUGCCAGGGGUGGCGUGAGGUUCGUGGGGUCAGUGCUCCAGCAGGCUGGAGGAGGGGGGUGUAACGGUAGAGUGCCCAGUCCCAGGAGGGGCUGCCGUUCCCCGCCCCGCACACCGCCCGGAGACGCAGAUCUAGAGGGCCGUGGCUACAGCCCAGACCUGAGAUUGUUGGUGCUGUUUCACUCCUGGGCUCCGGGCUGUGCUCCGCUGGACUCUCUGGCCUGCUGUUACCACCAGGGGGCGCUGUCCAUGCGCGUGUCCAGGAAGGGCCAAGUUGUCAGUGCCCUCGAAGCUGAUUGGCUGGAAUUGACCGCAGCUUACUACCGCAAGGGCUGGUCAUUGGUCGACUCCUUUGUAUACUGGGACACACCUAAAGGUGAGCCAGUGCCCAGGUCUCUAGAGGGGCUGUUUGUCUAUGAGGAGAAAAGCAUAGCGCCCCCUGCAAAUGACACUAUUGUAGUGGAACAGUGGACCGUUAUAGAGGGUUCAGAUGUAAAGACAGACUAUGGUCCUCUGCUCCACACAUUAGCAGAAUUCGGCUGGCUGCUCACGUGUGUGCUGCCCACCCCAAUUAUUCGCCAUGACAGCGAAGGGAAUCUCGCCACCAAGCAAGUUGUCUUCCUGCAAAGACCCGCCAAAGGCCAAACGGUACCACAGCACAACCAGGGAUCUACGCGGCGAGAGGUAUGUAGUCACUCUGUGAGUCGGGGCGUGGAUGAACCGCACACAGAGCUGUCGUCUCCAUGUUCCGGGGGAAUCGGCGGUUUCCCUGUGUUUGGAGGGGGGUAUUCCAGUGUGCUGUCCCAUUUAGAUGAGGGAGGAUUUGAGCCGGACGACGGGGCUGCAGAAGUCACCUGUAUGUGAUGGACCAACUCAAAGAUGCAAUUUCUUUCAAGUUCUGUCAGAAAUCUUUGGCGGUUGAGAGUGGCAGCUGCCCUAGAAUUUACCACAUCACCAGACCACAAGAGAUUUGUGUUCCUGUAUUAGAAACAGACUCAUAGCACUUUUAACGUUUUGUAAAUAAUUUAACAAGCCAUAACGUAUCAGAGGCCGGUUUUAUUUACUCAUUUAUUUUUAAUUGAAAGCACAAAGUUUAUGUGCAAUGAUACUUUGACAAAGUAUCAAAAAUAGCACUGAAAUUCAGUUAUUUACAUCAACAGCAUUUCACAGCACUCACACAAUACCACAUGUCCAGUUCACAUCACAUUUGUCAAGCUCCAACACUCUUUUUUUCCUAAUCACUGUGAGUGUCCUUCCUCACUGUUCAUUUUUUGCUAUUCUUUUUUACUCCAAACCAGCUGACAAUUCAGUUUUGUUCACCUGCAACAGUUCAACGUAAC
Molecule: messenger RNA, 2140 nt
Organism: Sinocyclocheilus grahami
Lineage: Eukaryota; Metazoa; Chordata; Actinopteri; Cypriniformes; Cyprinidae
Gene: rftn2
Product: raftlin family member 2
Exons: 9
Coding region: 363-1664 (433 amino acids)
Source: RefSeq, a predicted model, not a curated record